Musa acuminata AAA Group (dessert banana) is the source of this 2639-nucleotide messenger RNA. RefSeq names its product pentatricopeptide repeat-containing protein At4g15720-like. Gene Ontology annotation, cellular component: intracellular membrane-bounded organelle. Gene Ontology annotation, biological process: RNA modification. Gene Ontology annotation, molecular function: RNA binding; protein binding; zinc ion binding. Bases 77 to 1834 code for a protein of 585 amino acids. The transcript has 2 exons. Lineage: Eukaryota; Viridiplantae; Streptophyta; Magnoliopsida; Zingiberales; Musaceae. The record is from RefSeq and is a predicted model, not a curated record.
UAUGUUGCAGCUUUGUUUCCCUCUCUUUAAUGGCACGUUGUGGCCGCCGAGCUGGAGAACAGUUUGGUGAGAGCUGAUGUUGUUGGACUCCGCCAUCAUUUGCCGCCUACGGGGCUCCUCUGAUCUGCUCACCGUUGCCUCCUCCCACGCCGCGCUCCUCAAGUCGGGCGCCCGCACCGUCUCCGUCAUCAACCAUCUCAUCAACGCCUACGUGCGACGCGAGGCCGUCCCUGACGCACACAAGCUGUUCGACGAAAUGACCGUGCCCGACGUGGUAUCCUGGACUUCCUUGAUGGCCGGCUAUGUCCACGUCGCCAGGCCCGAUGACGCCUUAUCUCUGUUCCAUUACAUGCUGAACUGUGAGGCCCAGCCAAAUCCUUUCACUUAUGCGACGGCCAUCAAUGCCUGCUCUCGCCUUGCUGACCUCGCAUUGGGUCGGACGAUCCAUGCCCGGAUGGAGACCUGCGGCGUCCGAUCGGACGUCGUCGUCUCCUCUGCUCUCCUCGACAUGUAUGGCAAAUCUAACGAAGUCGACGAUGCCCGUAAGAUCUUCGAUGACAUGAUCGAAAGGAACGUGGUUUCUUGGGGUUCAAUGAUUUCAGCCUACGCUCAGAAUGCCCGCGGCCAUGAAGCACUUGCUCUUUUCGGGGAAUUCCUUCGAGCGAGCUCUUCAAUGAGCUUGGUUCCGAAUCACUUCAUGUUCUCCAGUGUCGUCAAUGCUUGUGCUAGCGUGGGAAGACUAGGCUUGGGGAGAUCGUCACAUGCAUCGAUCGUUUGCCGUGGAUAUGAUUCCAAUGAGGUUGUUGCGGGCGCAUUAAUCGACAUGUAUUCAAAAUGUGGAUCCAUUGACUAUGCAAGAAAGGUGUUCGAUCAUAUUGAGUGUCCUUCUUUAGUCCCAUACACCUCCAUGAUCAUAGCAGCAGCAAAGUAUGGACUUGGGAACCAGUCACUGGAACUGUUCGAUGAGAUGAUUGCUCAGGGAGUGAAGCCUAAUAGCAUCACCCUCCUUGGCGUCCUCCAUGCUUGUAAUCACUGUGGCCUCGUGGACAUUGGCCUCCUGCACCUGAAUUCGAUGAGAGACAGACAUGGCAUUGCACCGAGCAUGAGACACUAUACCAGUGUGGUCGACAUGCUUGCCCGUGCAGGUCGUCUUGAUGAAGCCCACGAGCUCUCCAAACAAGUUAAGGCUGAUGGUGAUGAUGCUCUGAUGAUAUGGAGUUCCCUGCUCUCGGCUUGCAGGACAUUCCAGCGGUUGGACAUUGCAGCUGAGGCAGGGAAGAAGCUUGCAGAGUUCGACCGAGACGUGGCUGGUGCAUAUGUGGCAAUGUCGAAUGCCUAUGUGGCAGUUGGGCAGUUGGAGAGUGCGACGAGGAUUUGGGCCGAGAUGAGCAGGCGGGGGAUCAAGAAGGAGCCUGCUUGCAGUUGGGUUGAGCUCAAGGAUGUAGCUUAUGUGUUCUACACUGGGGAGGUUUCAUCAGCUGGUCCAAGACAGGUGGAGUUGAUGGAGUUGUUGAAGGAGUUGGAGAGAAGGAUGAGGGAGAGGGGAUAUGUUGGUGGAGGGAAUGGGUGGGGGUUGGAUGGUGUGGAGGAGGGAGAGGAAGGAAAGGGAGUGAUGGUUGGAGUGCACAGUGAGAGGCUGGCUUUGGGGUUUGGGCUUAUAAGCACACCUAAAGGGAUUACCAUCCGGGUGAUGAAGAACUUGAGGAUGUGUAAGGACUGUCAUGAGGCAUUUAAGUUGAUCAGUGACAUUGUUGAGAGGGAGCUUGUGGUGAGGGACUUAAAUAGGUUUCAUCAAUUCAAGAAUGGGUCUUGCACCUGCAGAGAUUACUGGUGAUUGUAUCAUUAUCUACACAAAAGCAUGACAUGCUACCAGUCUACUAUCUGGAUGCCUCUUGAGGACCUUAAUGGCUGGGGUUUCUGUAAGAAAUGGAAUUAAGGAGAGAAAGGGAACAGAGUGAUGGUUGGAGUGCAUGGUGAGAGGAAAAGGAAUGACCAUCAGGGUGAUGAAUAACUUGAGGCUGUUAGGGACUGUCAUCAGGCAUUUAAGCUGAUCAGUGACAUUGUUAAGAGGGAGCUUAAGUGGACUUGAAUGGAUUUCAUUCACCUGUUCAAGGAUGGGUCUGACACCUGCAGAGAUUGCUAACGAUUGUACCAGUAUCAACACAAAAACCCUAUUUACUAUGUGUUGGUUGCACCAGCACUUGAAUACGUCUGGCAUGCAAGACAAUGUGAUCAGUCUGCUAUCUGGAUGCCUAUUAAGGGUCUUAUUGGCUGGGUUUCUACAAAAUGGUGAUAAAGCUUGAGGCGUGAUAACAGUGUCUCUGUUUACAAGGAUAAGACUGCAUGUAUCGAUCCUUUCCAGAUCUCACAGACAGGAGUCUUGUUCAUUGGUCUACACUUUUGUGAUGGUGAAGGAUAUAGAUUAAGAUGAUUCAUAAUGGACAUAAGAGAGAAAGAAAGCGAGAGGGGAAAGCAAGCAUGUAGGAUGAACUGACAAGGAUAGAGACAGUAGCUGCAUUGAAAAUUAAGUCGUAUCAGCUGAAUGGAGGUUGCUUUGUCAGCAUUUCGUUCUCAGAAUUUGUUGAUACAAAGGAGCAUAUCCUCUAUUGUCCCUAUUGUCAUGAUUUUUUGUGCACCAG